Messenger RNA from Saccostrea cuccullata (small rock oyster), 554 nucleotides. RefSeq lists its product as uncharacterized. The coding region runs from base 64 to 480 and encodes 138 amino acids. The record is from RefSeq and is a predicted model, not a curated record. The transcript is spliced from 4 exons. Lineage: Eukaryota; Metazoa; Mollusca; Bivalvia; Ostreida; Ostreidae.
ACUGUAUCUGCUGUCUUCACAACUUUUAUAGAAAAAAAGUUUAUAUUGGCUAUCUUCCUCAAAAUGAUUUUCCGUGUGGCUGUUUUCACCAGCUGGCUAUUUGUAUUGUGUUUGGUAACAGCUGGAGCUACGGAAGAUGACAAAUUUUACAACUGCGAAGUCUACUCAAAUGAGGAAAACACCCCAAAGGAGAAUGCUUACUGUUUCCGAGACAUGAAUGAUGGCAAAUUUUAUUGUAAGAGCUGGACGUGCCAAUCUCCGCCAUGUUCCUCUGAUCUGCAACAGGAUCAAAAGGGCGAUCCCUGUCCCAUUUGUAAUGGUACAUGUACCGUCGAGGGACGAAUCAUCAAAGUCGGUGACGUAGUAAUCUGUGCUGACGGCAUCAACAAGUGUCGCUGUAUCGAUACCGGCGUGGUUAUCUCUACACGGAUGUUGACCAACAAAUAUUCCCUCUGUGGUGCCGAUAACAAUAACAGCUGAUCAUGAAUUUCAUACAGAACAUUUCUAAAUGAUCACAAGCUUGAAUAUUAUUAAAAUAUCAUAUGUAAUUUGAA